AUGGAACAAUUUCUCCGAUCUGCGCUGAGCAUCAGCCCGCGGGCACUCGGCCGAUUAGCCUACACGGGCGCAGGCGUGUUCUGCGCCUGCACCUGGGUAUGGGAGCAUCUGGUGACCAUACAAUCCAGCGAGGGACCUUCGAUGUAUCCGACUUUCAAUCCGCGGGGCGACUGGCUUUUGAUUGCACGACGACAUGCAAAUGGCAAGGGCAUCCAAGUCGGAGAUGUGGUGCGAUUUAACCACCCGAAUAUGCUCGGCGCGCAUGCUGCGAAGAGGGUGCUUGGAUUGCCCGGGGACUUUGUCUGUCGGGAUCCGCCCUAUAGUACUGGGGCUGGGACGCAGCCGGAUAUGAUACAGGUACCCGAAGGACAUGUGUUCCUAGUCGGCGAUAAUCUUCCCUGGUCGAGGGACUCGAGAAACUUCGGACCAGUCCCAUUGGGGUUGAUUAACGGAAAGAUCGUCGCGCGAGUCUGGCCGCCAUCGAAGAUGGAAUGGGUGCGCAAUACCAUGCAACCGGUGGAAUCGGACUAG
Molecule: messenger RNA, 531 nt
Organism: Penicillium subrubescens
Lineage: Eukaryota; Fungi; Ascomycota; Eurotiomycetes; Eurotiales; Aspergillaceae
Product: putative mitochondrial inner membrane protease subunit 1
Exons: 2
Coding region: 1-531 (176 amino acids)
Cellular component (GO): mitochondrial inner membrane peptidase complex; membrane
Molecular function (GO): serine-type endopeptidase activity
Source: RefSeq, a predicted model, not a curated record